AGACGUUUGUUCAGCCACCACCAAGCGGGGACUCCAACGUAUAUCUUGCUAAUGGUAAAAAAAAAUAUUUAAAAAAAUGAUAAAAUGCCUAUUUGCUGGCUUGUCAGUGAAGAGGGUACCCAUAAACCAAUCCAGUUACCUCAUUUACGUGCGGUUGUUGUUGGGCGAGGUCCAGAAACGACAAUUAAAGACAAGAAAUGCUCUCGGCAGCAAGUUGAACUGAAAGCUGAGUGCAACAAAGGUUAUGUCAAAGUUAAACAGCUGGGCUUAAACCCCACCUCAGUAGACUGUGUGGUGGUGGGGAAAGGCAAUGAGGUCAGAAUAAAACCUGGACAGAAGCUCCAUGUUGUCAAUCAGCUUUACCCGUACACCAUACAGUUCAAAGAAGAUCUCACUGGGCACCACAGCAGCAUCAAAAGUCCAAGAGAGCAAACAUCGGAGAACCGUGACAGCCAGAAAAAUGUUCAAACUCUAAAAGCUCCAAAACAGAAAACAAAUGGCUCUCCAUCAGUAUGUCAUGGAGAAAACACACAAAAAAGUGAAAAUGUCGGACAUUGGAGCCAAGGUCUGAAGACUUCAAUGCAAGAUCCUCAGAUGCAGGUUUACAAGGACGAUGAGGUUGUUGUGAUUACAGACAAAUACCCCAAAGCUCGCUACCACUGGUUAGUCCUUCCAUGGCAGUCGAUUCCCAGCCUGAAGGCUUUACGUGGAGAGCACUGUGAUCUUCUGAAACACAUGCAGCAGGUUGCUGACCGCAUGAUCCAGCAAUGCCCAGAUGCCAGCACACUGCGGUUCCGGUCAGGUUAUCACGCUAUCCCAAGUAUGAGUCACAUCCACCUCCAUGUGAUCAGCCAGGACUUUGACUCUCCUUGCUUGAAGAACAAGAAGCACUGGAACUCUUUUACAACAGAGUACUUCAUUGAUUCUGAUGAUGUUAUUCAGAUGCUUGAAGCAAGUGGAAAAGUCACUGUUAAAGAAGGUUCCAGUGAAUUAUUGAAACUACCUCUCUGCUGCCAUGUGUGCCACAAAGAGCUUCCUACAAUACCUUCUCUGAAAGAACACUUGAAAUCUCACUUUCCCAGAUAAUUAUGUGACCUUAACAUAGAAGUAAACACGUUUAAUGGUGUUUAGUGUAUUUUUCUAAAAUGUUGUCUUGCAUUAAGUGUUGUAAUUAUGCAAGUUGAAAACUUGUCACUUGUUUUGUACAUUUUUGAAAAUGGCGAUAUCAUUAUGCUUGUCUAGAGAUCGUUUGUCAGUUCUUAGUCAAAUGUUGAUCCACUCUAACUUUAUUUUUGUUUAUAUAUUUCAUUUUCAAAUAGGUUUAGUUGUUCAUUCUGACACAAUAAACGGUUUCUAGAAACUA
This is a messenger RNA of Poecilia reticulata (guppy), 1363 nucleotides long. RefSeq names its product aprataxin (gene aptx). Lineage: Eukaryota; Metazoa; Chordata; Actinopteri; Cyprinodontiformes; Poeciliidae. Gene Ontology annotation, cellular component: nucleus. The record is from RefSeq and is a predicted model, not a curated record. Gene Ontology annotation, molecular function: double-stranded RNA binding; single-strand break-containing DNA binding; single-stranded DNA binding. Gene Ontology annotation, biological process: single strand break repair.